Fonsecaea monophora is the source of this 912-nucleotide messenger RNA. RefSeq lists its product as hypothetical. Gene Ontology annotation, biological process: ribosome biogenesis; snRNA pseudouridine synthesis; rRNA pseudouridine synthesis. The transcript has 2 exons. The record is from RefSeq and is a predicted model, not a curated record. Gene Ontology annotation, molecular function: box H/ACA snoRNA binding. Gene Ontology annotation, cellular component: box H/ACA snoRNP complex; nucleolus. Lineage: Eukaryota; Fungi; Ascomycota; Eurotiomycetes; Chaetothyriales; Herpotrichiellaceae. The coding region runs from base 1 to 912 and encodes 303 amino acids.
AUGGCGAAAGAUAAAUCAGGCGCCUCCAAAAAAGACUCCAAAGCGGAGCGCAAGGCCGAGCGCAAAGCCGAGAAAGAGGCUCGCAAAGCGGAAAAAGUCGCAAAGAAGCAGGCGGCUGCAACGACAAAAGCUAGCGGAGCGGCGCCAACCGGAGUGACAAAAUCAAAGGGGGAGAAUAAGGAGAAGAAAGCAGCGAGGAAGGUGCUAGCGGAGAAGGCCUUGAAUGAGCUUGAAGGCAAAAGCAACAAGAAGAAGGCAGAAGUCAAGGACGAAGAGGACGAUGACGAAAGCGGCGAGGAAGAAGACGACGAGAUGGAGGAGCAAAAUGGCGUGAAAGUCGAGGGGGAGGACAGCGACGGCGAGACCGAGGACGAGGAUGAGAAGCCGAAAAAGGCCAAGGCAGACUCAGAAAAGAAGAACAUUCUCGCUGCACGGCCUGUGGGGGCUUUAGUGCCCUUUGCGAACCCAUUGGCAGACGAAAAAGUUGCAAAGAAGGUGUUCAAAUGCGUCAAAAAAGCUGCCUCGCAACGUACUUUGAGACGUGGCGUCAAAGAAGUCGUCAAGGCCCUCCGAAAAUCCCCGACCACCUCGACCGAUAAGCUCCCUCUCGGCGUCGUGGUCCUUGCGGCAGACAUCUCCCCUAUGGACGUCAUCUCUCACAUCCCUGUUUUGGCCGAAGACCACAGCGUCCCCUACAUCUACGUGACGAGUCGCGCGGAGCUGGGCACGGCAGGUCAGACGAAGCGGCCGACCAGCGUCGUGAUGGUCAGCAGGGAUGCAGGGAAGAAAGCUGCAAAGGAUGGCAAGGAGAAAAAGAUCGAAGAGGAAGGCGACGAGAAGGAGAGCUGGGAAGACACAUACAAGAGCCUUGUUAAAGUGGUGGAGCGAGAGGGAAGGCACGUCAAGAUCUGA